AUGACGAGUAUAAAGCAACAAGAACCUUGUUUCCGAAUCUAUUUAGGGAAGAGUAAUUGGGUGAAUCUCAAUUCUAAAAUCACGGCUGAUCUUAUUACUAUUUUUGAAAAAGGUGUUCCAGCUCGUUAUACUUUGGCACCUGGCCUUCAGAUUGAUAUUUUACCAAAUGAUGUUGAUUGCAAUAGUAAAACAACGGAAGUACCCAAUUUAAUGCGUGCCGAUCUUUGCUAUGAUAUUGACGACAAUAAACAAGAUAAUCCUUCAUCAUCUAUCACUCCUCCUAUGAAAACUUUUGCUGAACGUCAAGAAGCUGUACAACAAGCCCUCUCUCGAUUUAUCAAGAAUGAAUUGGAAAGUCAGGGUAUCAUUGAUGCAUUCCCUCCUACUGAUCGUGAUGCUCCUUUACCACAUGUCUCAACUUUGGCUACUCAUCGUCAUCUUGGUCUAGUAGCUGCUCCUCCUAAAUUUAACAAGCGUACAUCAAACCCAAAACAUCUUCUACAGCAACAUCCACCCCAUAUCGAUGAAAAAAAUCGACAAUCAGAUAAUAUCAACAAAUCAUCAUCAACUUCUGAUAACUCGGCAUCAUCAUCUGUUUUAACUACUAGAAAAUUUUCAUCCAAAAAAAUCAAAAAACGACGCAAAUUUUCAAAAACAAACUUUUCAUCUAAAUCAUCAUCAUCAAUUAUACAAUCUCAUGAUCGACAGGAUGAUGACUUUUCCAAGGAUAAUUCAUCAAAACAUCAAAUUCAAUUCACAUCCCCUCCAUAUGAUUUUCGACCUUCUACGCUCUCUUCAGUGACAACAAGUCGUAGUGGACAAUAUGACAAAGGAAAAUCAUCAUCCUUUACAAUAACAGAAAAACAAAUGGACUCAUCAGCAGAGGGUGAUGAUGAUGAUGAUCAGAACAAUUAUAAUGAUCAUGAUGUGAAGGAUGAUGGAAGUAUACAAGGAAACUUAUAUGAUGAUCAUUCAGCACGCACGGACUUGUUUCAUUCUAUGGAUUUUAUGGCACCGACAACAACCACAACCACGACAACAACAACAGCAACAACAACAUCAUCAUCAUCAUCAUCAUCACUUUGGUACCCACAACGACAUUUUCAAACUAAUCCUUCACCAUCCUCAGCCACUUUAUCAUCACCGCCCUUGUUUUAUCCACAACAUCACCAACAACAGGCAUCACCCCUUUAUCCAUCAGACCAUUCUUCACAACAAAAAGAUGUGACAGCAUGCUGGGGUUUAUACGGUUAUGGAGAUCAUCAACAUCAUCAACAACAUCAACAUGAUUUUGAUAUAUAUACUCAACCAUAUCCACCCAAUGAAAGAUCGCAAGGAGAACCUUUAUUAAUGAAAUCUCUUGAAACGGAUUAUAACACACUUCGAUCAACCACUAUACUUCCAUCAUCUUCAUCUCCCACUUAUCAACCACCAUUGCAACCCUAUUAUGCAAAUAACCAUGCCUUGUCGUUUUUGUUACCCUCCUCAAACUCCCUUUCCAAUAUACCACCUCUACCAUCCUCAUCUUCUUCUUCUUCAAAUGAUACCGAUGCUACCAUGGAAUUGAUCACCUCACCUCUACCACCAUCCACAGCUGCUUCUCGUCGCUCUAGCAAAGGUUCUAUUUUGACUAGAUAG
Molecule: messenger RNA, 1638 nt
Organism: Halteromyces radiatus
Lineage: Eukaryota; Fungi; Mucoromycota; Mucoromycetes; Mucorales; Cunninghamellaceae
Exons: 1
Coding region: 1-1638 (545 amino acids)
Source: RefSeq, a predicted model, not a curated record